Molecule: messenger RNA, 1240 nt
Organism: Vigna umbellata (rice bean)
Lineage: Eukaryota; Viridiplantae; Streptophyta; Magnoliopsida; Fabales; Fabaceae
Product: putative dolichyl-diphosphooligosaccharide--protein glycosyltransferase subunit 3B
Cellular component (GO): oligosaccharyltransferase complex
Source: RefSeq, a predicted model, not a curated record
GGAGUGGAAAUUGGGUUAAAGACUUUAGAGUCUUCCCUUGUUGUGCUCGGUGGCAAUCGCAGACUUCCAAACCCUCUCCUCCAAUCCCAUCCAUUGACAAUGUCUCCCUUGCCGAAGCUCCUAUUGCUGAUCCUCACGGUGGCCGUCUCCUCCGCGAUGGCCUCCGAUGACGAAAGAGUGAGCGAAUUGCUCUCCCUCCAAUCCAGAUCCAAAUCGGGCGUCAUCCGCCUCAACGACCAAUCGCUUUCCCGCUUCCUCACCGCCGUCAAAACCCCGCGGCCCUACUCCAUCCUCCUCUUCUUCGACGCCGCGCAGCUCCACGACAAGCAGGAGCUCCGCCUCACCGAACUCCACAACGAAUUCUCCAUCGUCGCAACCUCUUUUCUCACCAACAACCCUUCUAAUUCCAAACUCUUCUUCUGCGACAUCGAGUUCAAGGAGUCCCAGCUCAGCUUCUCUCAAUUCGGCGUCAACGCCCUCCCUCACAUUCGCCUAAUUGGGCCUAACAUGAGCCUGAAGGACUCCGAGCCCAUGGACCAGGGCGACUUCUCCCGACUCGCCGAGUCCAUGGCCGAGUUCGUCGAGGCCAAGACCAAAAUCUCCGUGGGUCCCAUCCACCGUCCCCCCGUCUUCUCCCGCAACCAGUUGAUCCUCAUCGCGGUCGUCAUUGUCAUCUGGAUCCCAUUUUUCAUCAAGAAGGUUAUCACGGGGCAGACCCUUCUCCACGACCCUAAGGUCUGGUUGGCCGGUUCCGUCUUCGUUUACUUCUUCAGCGUUUCCGGGGCUAUGCAUAACAUCAUUCGCAAGAUGCCCAUGUUUCUCGUGGACCGAAACGAUCCUUCCAAACUCGUGUUUUUCUACCAGGGUUCCGGGAUGCAGCUUGGUGCAGAGGGUUUUACCGUCGGCUUUCUUUACACUGUUGUGGGCCUUCUCUUGGCGUUUCUGACCCACGGGCUUGUCAGGGUUAGGAACGUGAGUGUGCAGCGGGUGGUUAUGAUUUUCGCGCUCUUGGUUUCGUUUUUGGCUGUGAAGCAGGUUGUUUACUUGGAUAACUGGAAGACGGGUUACGGGAUUCAUGGGUUUUGGCCCUCUAGCUGGAAUUGAGGUUUGAUGACGCUUCUGGGUCUGAUUCCCAUUUUGAAAUCUAAACAUUAACAAAAUGUCUUCUUAUGUUAGAACUUUGCCGGAUGUCAUACUAUAUAGCUUAUUUUUUAGUACUAAAGUUUUUAUUAUCUGGGUA